This is a messenger RNA of Paecilomyces variotii, 1540 nucleotides long. RefSeq lists its product as hypothetical. Bases 67 to 1491 code for a protein of 474 amino acids. The record is from RefSeq and is a predicted model, not a curated record. The transcript has a single exon. NCBI's taxonomy places the organism in Eukaryota, Fungi, Ascomycota, Eurotiomycetes, Eurotiales, Thermoascaceae.
GUCCCAUAGCUCAACGCGGUGAAUUUCUCAGGGAUAUUUCGCCGAGCCUCAUAUUUGCCGUCUUGCAUGUCUUGUAUACCGUGCAAACAAAGACGAGAAUCAGAUUUUCCGACAUUGCGCGAGAUCUGCCCAUCAAUCCUCCGACAUAGACUGCUUUAUGCGUCGCCUUAUUCCGCUAUUCAUCGUGUAGUAAUCGGUGAAGUGGCCUUCGUUCAGCCAGGACACUUCCAUCCACCGGGAUCAAUACUCGCCUCCACAGCGAGUAACAUAAUUUUGGAACGGAGGAAUUAUCUUAGACUCUGCAUCCUAGAGGCCGGUAUAUCCGAAACGUACCUAUUUAAAAGGUAUCCUCAUGUUAUAUUCUCUUUCUUGCUCUUGCACCUUCAAUUGAAUCUCGUGCUCUUAUAUUCGCAAAGCUUACGGACUAUGAUCAUGACUUCCUCACCCUGCGGUGUACAUCUCGUUGGUUCCAUCUGCGGCGCAGAGACAGCCACAGACUCCUUCAAAAAAUGCGUGACUGCGUUCCCAUCUUGUAUUUAUCGCCUCCCUGAUGGUGAACCGGCCUCGCGGAAUAACUUCAUCGGCUGGCAACGGACCGUCUUCUCUGGCAUCCCAGUCGCGCUGGAGCAAUACGACGCAAAAGGCGAUGUCAUUGAACAACCUAAAGCCUCUCCAUGCGAAGUUGCAGAUGUGAUUAAAAACAUGGCGCCGCUCAAGCUCUGCUAUGACGACUUUGCCUUGGAGAGCUACGCCGAGUUCAAGCGGUUAAAAGACGAGGGAGUAAUUCCCAAAAGCGUGAAAUUCCUAGUUUGUGUACCAACAGUGUACUGCGUCAUGUCCCUUCUGCGGGCUGAAUUUGCCGCCACUGUCGAGCCGAUCUACACGAAUGCCUUGGUGGGAUGUCUCAAGCGGCUGGAGGCUGAGAUACCACACGAGGAUCUCGCAGUGCAGGUUGAUGUUGCGGCGGAGCCAAUGUUGAUUCACGCCAGACCCGGGAAGCGCAUUUACCAUUUUGAUCAGUACUGGGAAGGUGAUGUGUUCACUGGGGCGAUGGAUAGAGUUGCCGCGUUAGUGAGGAGCGUAUCUGGAGAUGUUGAAGUUGGGAUGCAUAUCUGCUAUGGGGACAUGGGCCAUAAGCAUUUCAUUGAACCCGCCGACACAGCAGAUAUUGUGAGAAUUGCGAAUUCUGUCCUUGAAAGGGCACAAAGACCGAUUAACUGGAUACAUUUCCCAGUUCCAAAGGCCAGAGACGAUGAGGCAUACUUCGAGCCGCUACGGGGCUUGAAGGUGGGACAUGAAACGGAACUCUAUGUGGGCCUUGUGCAUCCAAACGACGAAAGUGGAACAAGAAAAAGGCUGGAGACAGCCACAAAAUUCCUCGAAGGGAGGAAAUUUGGUGUUGCAACAGAGUGUGGACUGGGGAGGGCACCGACGGAGGAGUUUGACUCAGUUGCAAGAAUAUCAACAGCUAUAUGUAGUCCUGCAUCCUAAGCUCGAGCUAGAGAUUUUCAUACGAGAUAACAAGGUUAAUAAAAUCACG